AUGUCUGCUCCACACGGGCCCCGGGGCGGCCCCGGCCCCGGCCCCGCUGCUGCCUCAGCGGCCGGCGCCAUGCCGGAGCUGCCGGACCUCAGCCACCUCACCGAGGACGAGAGGAAGAUCAUCCUCGGCGUCAUGGACCGACAGAAGAAGGAGGAGGCGAAGGAGCAGUCCAUGUUGAAGAUCAAAGAGGAACCAAAGCCUCAGCCGGCACAGUGGUUUCCCUUUAGUGGGAUCACUGAGCUGGUUAAUAACGUUCUCCAGCCCCAGCAAAAGUCCCCAAAUGACAAGGAGCCAGAGCCAGACGCGAAGUUGCACCAGCAGUUUGAAUCGUACAAGGACCAGGUCAAGAAGAUGGGGGACGAGACCAAGCCGGCGCAGGACCAGAAGAGCGAAGCCCCGACCUGCGGGAUAUGCCACAAAACCAAGUUUGCCGAUGGCUGUGGCCACCUCUGUUCGUAUUGCCAAACGAAAUUCUGUGCCCGGUGCGGAGGACGCGUGUCUCUGCGGUCAAAUAAGGAGGACAAAGUGGUAAUGUGGGUGUGCAACUUGUGCCGAAAACAACAGGAAAUCCUCACCAAGUCGGGGGCGUGGUUCUACGGCUCGGGGCCCGGUCAGGUGCGGGGCGUGUUUGAGGGCGGGCCACAGGGGAAGAAGGCCAAACUGCAGGAGCCGUCCCCGUGCCCCUACCAGGGCGCCCCGGGGGACCUGACACCAGCGUCGGACAGAAGCAGACCCCGCGGCGGGCUCCUGCCCCGACAGGGGUCCCUCGACAACGGCUCGGGGCCGAGGUACUCGGGACCAGGCGACACACCCGUAGACAGGAAAAGAAGCCCGUCUGCGUCCAGGGAUCCAAACCAAAAGUACGACCAAAGGGAGGGGGGCGACCACUCACAGUAUGCCCCGACGGACGGCGGCAUGCCCAGAUCACCGUCCGACUAUGGGGAUGGGGACCCUCGGCGGGCUCCGCGGGGCCCACACAUGUACCCAGAUGCGGAUGCGGCGCGGAUGGGCUACCGGGAGCGACGGGGCCCGGGACGCUGGCACUCCCAGGAAUACCCGCUGGACCAGGAGCUAGAUGGACCGCCCAGUGAGUAUGACCUCCAGCGGCAGCGCCAGGAGGAGUUCCAGACGCGCUACCGCAGCGACCCCAACCUGGCGCGCUACCCCGUGAAGCCGCAGCCCUACGAGGAGCAGAUGAGGAUGCACGCCGAGGUGGGCCGCCUGAGGCACGAGCGCCGCCACAGCGACGUCUCCCUGGCCUACACGGAGCAGGACGAGCCGGGCCCCAUUCGGCUGUCCCGACAGCAUCUCACCGAGCGCCGGCCGCCUAUGGUGGGACAGCGCUCCUACUCUGUCGACCGAUCCUCCCCGGGGCCCAUGGGCCCCGGCCUCGGAGGUCACAGAACGUCCAACCACAGCCCCCCGACGCCGCACCGCAGCCCCGUGUUGGGCGACCGGUCCGGCGACCUGCGGAGAGGAGACACGGGCGGAGGUGGGGAUCCCAUGCGGAGGCAGCAGCACCACUUGGACCCCAGUUCAGCCGUCCGCAAAACCAAGAGGGAGAAGAUGGAGAGCAUGUUGAGGAACGACUCUCUCAGCUCGGACCAGUCGGAGUCGGUGCGCCCGCCACCCCCCAAGCCCCACAAAACCAAAAAGGGAGGGAAGAUGCGGCAAGUGUCGCUGAGCAGCUCGGAGGAGGAGCUGGCCACCACACCGGAGUACACCAGCUGCGAGGACGUGGAGAUAGAGAGUGAGUCAGUCAGUGAGAAAGGGGACAGUCAAAGGGGAAAAAGAAAAACUAUUGGGCAGACACUUAUGUCCGAGCCGACACACACCUUAUCUGAGAGGCAAAAGAAAAUGGUGCGCUUUGGGGGACACUCAUUUGAAGAGGACUUGGCAUGGUGUGAACCGCAGGUUAAAGACUCGGGAGUUGAUACGUGCAGUAGCACUACCCUAAACGAGGAGCAUAGCCAUAGUGAGAAGCACCCGGUGACGUGGCAGCCGUCCAAAGAUGGGGAUCGCCUCAUAGGCCGAAUUUUGCUCAACAAGCGAAUGAAGGAUGGAAGUGUGCCCCGAGACUCGGGAGCGCUGCUCGGUCUGAAGGUGGUGGGAGGCAAGAUGACAGAAUCGGGCAGACUCUGCGCUUUCAUCACCAAAGUGAGGAAAGGAAGUCUAGCGGACACUGUCGGACACCUCAGGCCAGGUGACCAGGUGCUGGAGUGGAACGGGAAGCUUUUACAAGGAGCCACAUUUAAAGAAGUUUACAAUAUCAUACUAGAAUCCAAGCCUGAGCCGCAGGUGGAGUUGGUGGUCUCACGGCCUAUAGGAGAUAUUCCGAGGAUCCCAGACAGCACACAUGCACAACUGGAAUCAAGUUCGAGUUCCUUCGAGUCUCAGAAGAUGGACCGCCCAUCCAUCUCCGUCACAUCCCCCAUGAGUCCCAGUAUGCUGCGGGACGCCCCCCAGUAUCUGUCAGGACAGCUUUCAAGCCAAAGCCUUAGUAGAAGAACAACGCCUUUUGCCCCUAGGGUCCAGGUCAAACUGUGGUACGACAAAGUGGGCCAUCAACUCAUUGUCACCAUCCUGGGCGCCAAAGAUCUGCCCCCCAGGGAAGACGGUCGGCCCAGGAACCCGUACGUCAAAAUCUACUUCCUCCCCGACAGAAGCGACAAAAGCAAGAGGAGAACAAAAACAGUAAAGAAAUCCUUAGAGCCCAAAUGGAACCAGACCUUUAUGUAUUCGCCGGUGCACCGGCGGGAGUUCCGGGAGCGCAUGCUGGAGAUCACGCUGUGGGACCAGGCCCGGGUGAGGGAGGAGGAGAGCGAAUUCCUCGGAGAGAUCCUGAUCGAGCUGGAGACGGCGCUGCUGGACGACGAGCCCCACUGGUACAAGCUGCAGACGCACGACGUGUCCUCCAUCCCGCUCCCGCGCGCCUCCCCCAACACGCAGCGCCGGCAGCUUCACGGAGAGAGUCCGACGAGGCGGCUGCAGAGGUCGCAGCGGAUAAGUGACAGCGAGAUCUCAGACUACGAUUGUGAAGACGGCGUCGGGGUAAUAACAGACUACCGGACAAACGGCAGAGACUUCCAGGGCUCCACGCUGUCGGUCCCCGAGCAGGUGCUGUCGUCCAACCACUGCUCUCGGUCGUCCGACAUAAACAGGGCACGGUCACGCUCGCCCAGCGUUCCCCCGCCCUCCAGCCGCAACCACCGCGUGUACCCGAUCUGCCGAGAGGAAGCAGUCAGGUUACUGCGUUCCACUCGGAUGGCCCGCGCCUACUCUGAGGGCGCCUACUCCUCCGACUAUGACCACGAGAGGAACCACGGAGCCAUGGAUAGGCACGACUAUCACAGCAGGUCCCGCUCCGCAGACCAGCGGCCCACUAUAGAGCGGCCCACUUCCCGCUCACGCUCCACUGAACGCCCCCACGACUCGUCGCUCAUGAGGUCCAUGCCGUCUCUGCCAUCUGGGAGGUCCGCCCCCCCCUCACCUGCCUUGACGAGGGCGCAUCCUCGCGGCGGAUCAGUCCAGACCAGUCCCACCAGUACCCCGAUGUCCAGCAGGCGCGGACGGCAGCUACCGCAGCUUCCACACACGGGGAAGGACAGAAAAGAUGGAGAUGAAGGAACCGAGCCUUGUGAAGAAGACAUGGACUCACCAAGUUGGAGGAACUCAGGUCUGGACAUGGAGGAGAGGACCAGGCAGAUGAAGCUGAAGAUGAACAAGUACAAGCAGGGAGGCGGCUCCGACUCCAGACUGGAGCAGGACUAUCACAAGCGUUCGGGCAGAGAUCCACGGGGCUCGGACAACCUGUCGGCCAAGUCGUCGGACAGCGAUGUCAGCGACGUGUCCGCUGUGUCGAGAACCAGCAGCGCCUCUCGGUUCAGCAGCACGAGCUACAUGUCUGUCCAGUCGGAGCGGCCGCAGGGGAAUCGCAAGAUCCGUGACUUUGCAUCCAAAAUGAAAAACAGGCAAAUGGGCUCGUCGGGCGCGAUGAACAUCACGAAGAGCACGAGCAUCAGCGGCGACAUGUGCAACCUGGAGAAGACGGACGGCAGCCAGUCGGACACGGCGGUCGGCACGGUAGGCACCGACGACAAGAAGAGGCGCUCCAGCAUUGGUGCCAAAAUGCAGGCCAUGGUCGGCAUGUCGCGCAAGAGCCGGAGCACCUCUCAGCUCAGCCAAACAGAAGCAGGAGGAAAGAAGUUGCGCAGCACGAUCCAGAGGAGCACAGAGACGGGCCUGGCGGUGGAAAUGAGGAGCAGGAUGACUCGGCAGGCCAGCCGGGAGUCCACUGACGGCAGCAUGAACAGCUACAGCUCCGAGGGAAAUCUCAUCUUCCCCGGAGUGCGGCUCUCCUCAGACGCCCAGUUCAGUGACUUCCUGGAUGGCCUGGGUCCCGCCCAGCUGGUUGGACGACAGACGUUGGCGACUCCAUCUAUGGGUGACAUCCAGAUCGGCAUGGUGGAUAAGAAAGGAGCCCUGGAGGUGGAGGUCAUCAGAGCCCGUGGCCUUGUGGGAAAACCAGGUUCCAAGUCACUGCCAGCGCCAUAUGUAAAGGUCUACCUUUUGGAAAACGGAGCCUGCAUAGCCAAAAAGAAAACAAAAGUAGCAAGAAAAACCUUGGAUCCUCUUUACCAGCAGCAACUGCCGUUCGAGGAGAGUCCGGGAGGGAAGGUUUUACAGGUCAUCGUAUGGGGCGACUACGGACGUAUGGACCAUAAAUCCUUCAUGGGAGCAGUUCAGAUACUGUUAGACGAGCUGGACCUGUCCAACAUGGUGAUUGGCUGGUUCAAGCUCUUCCCCCCUUCCUCACUGGUGGACCCUACUCUGGCCCCGCUGACAAGAAGAGCUUCCCAAUCCUCACUGGACAGUUUCUCUCGAUCAUAGCAGCGUGUGGACCGAUAGCGUCGUUGUAGCAGCCAGAGUUUGCGAUCGCAGGUCACGCCCCCCCUGGUUACACUGCAUGCUUGAUGUUGUGUCUUCUGAGCCUGUUUCUAGGGGUGCAAAGCGUGAUCCUGUGUUUUGAGCAAAAAAGCGCCGUGCACCUUUUGCACGUUGGCGACGAGGCGCGUUUGCGAGCGCCCGGCGGCCGGGAUUGCCGGGCGUUUGUUGUCUGGAGGAAUCUGGAAUGAACUCCUUAGCACGAGGAAUCUGUCAGUUCCAGGUUCUCAUCCAAUUCGAAGCCAUGGGGGUCAGCACUGGGAACUGCUAAAUGAGUUCUACAGAAGCCCUUUUCGAAUGAAAAAAAAUAAAUGUUUUGCUUAGAUUUUGUUUCUCUUUUUCAUUUCGUUUUGUUUUCAUUUGUUUUCAUUUGAUUUUUUAUUUUUAUUUAAGUGUCUAUGUACUUGUAUCUGAAGGGGGUGACAGUGUUUCUGAUCAGAUGCUUGGUCAUGCCACGCCAACAGACCUAGCUGUGUAGACGGAGUUUCGGAGACCAUCACUUUGGGUGAUGAGGUGUGUCCCAGCGCCCUGUAAACCCACACUCCCCCGAAACCCAAAAGAAAUGCUCGACAUACUCGAGGUUUAUGUGCUGAAUCAAACGGUGCCGGUAAAAUCACCAGAGAGACUUCAGUAAAUCAGAGGCAAUAUUAAAAGUGGCUCCCAUCGACGCUCCAGAAAAUACAGUAACGAGCCAAACCCCAUGAAAAGAUGUACAAUCUACCAUCACUCUUUCUCUGUUGAUAUAUUGUAUGAAAAUUAAAUGAGAUAAAAAUAUUUUUUUCCCUUUUUAGUUCAUUUGCAUGGACACAAAUUUAGCUGAAUAAAAAAAAAAAAAAAAAUUAUUUUCUUGAGGCUGCAACUUGCAAAAAAAAAAGUUGAAAAAUGAAUAAAACAGGAUCAGCCAUUUUCAACAAUUUAUAUUAUUUUUAAAAAUAAAUUUCACUAGUGCAUGGUUUUCAAGGGGAGUGAAUGCAACAUCGUGAUUAAAAAAAAAAGAAGACAUUGUUUAUCAUUCUUUAGACCAUUCGUGAGUCUGCGUUUUGCAGACGUGCAGAUAAGGGAAACGUAAAGGAAAAUUUUGGAGUUAUUAUUUAACAGAAAAUGACUAUGUGACAAAAAGGUGAUAAUGAAAAUAAAUGUAAAUUAUUUAUUUCAUUGUAAAAAAAAAAGGCUCCAGCCUUAUAAAGAUAAACAUUAUGUGCAAAUUGUACAUGUUUCUCUUUCUCUUCCUUGUCCCGGGGUACCUCUCAUUGUACUAUUCAUCAACACCAUCGUUCAGUCCCCUGAUAUUGUCCAGAUUUUAGGACUGUUGGUUAUUUUACAGUUCUGUAUUGUUUCCGUAUGUAUUUUAUUUUGGAUUUGAUUUGUUUAACAAGCAUGUUGAAAGGGAUUUUUCUGCAACAUGGCUUGGGCACACCUUACAGUAACUCAGCAUGUUUUGAUAAAGACGAUAUUUGGAAAAUUUUGCAGUUUCUUGUACAGUGCAUGUCAACUUCAUUACUUUUUCUCCCUCACCUCGAAUUGAACUCUGCAGCAAAUUAGUUAUCGGGUCUUCCGCGGCCAAUUAUCGACGUUUUGACAAAAGAACAUUCCACCCCCAAGGUCAUGUUUCCUUUUCGGGAUCUUGAGAAGAAGAAAAAAAAUAAGUGACAAGGAAAAAAUGUUUUAUAUUUAACGGAGGUUGACGAAACAGUUGUGAUUGCAAGUGUAUUUUAUUUCAGUAUUGUUGACGAACAUGCAAAAAUAAUCUUUAUUGGUACAGCGAGAGAUCUAUACCUUAUAGAGAGGCAGCAAACGGGCAACGCGAUGUGUUCUGCUGCCGUUCAAUUUUACAGGCACUGUACGUGAAGAAGAGCUCAUCACAAGUUCAAAUAAGGGAUAUUGCCACAGAAAAUGUUUGUUUUUUCUCUUGUUUUAAUGAAAAUGAAAUUAAUUUACUAUAUUUUUGUUAGUUUUAUUUAAAAGCCAAGACCAGUUUAUUUUUUAUUUUCUAUUUUUAGUAAUUAUAAAAUGCUUCUCAUGUCUGGGAAGUACAUGAAUCUUAUAGUUGCAGUAUGUCUGAAUGAAAUUGAACUGAGGCAUUAUUCCUUUUCCACGUGACGACCAUGCGUUUCAACGUCCAAGAAAAAACCUUGUUGCUGUAACAGGCUACAGUAUAUAUUUUUCAUUUCAAUUUCUCAUUGUACAUACCUUUAGAUGUCAGAAUUUGAAUAAACAAGCUACCACGGGUAGACGGACGGACCGUUUUGGAACAGGAAGAAUGCCUCACGUGAUGACAAAGACAUAUGUUAUUUAUCCUUCUGAAUGCCUUUUCAUUUUCUCUUUUUUGGUGCAAUGUGUUAAUGCCAAGGCUAUGUCUUGGUUAAGUAUGGUUGAGUACAGAGAUUUAUGUAAGUUAUUUUUCAAAUUAAAAAUUAAAAAAGGAUAUUACACUGA
Scophthalmus maximus (turbot) is the source of this 7380-nucleotide messenger RNA. It is a transcript of the gene rims2a, whose product is annotated as regulating synaptic membrane exocytosis 2a. Gene Ontology annotation, biological process: positive regulation of synaptic transmission; intracellular protein transport; regulation of membrane potential. NCBI's taxonomy places the organism in Eukaryota, Metazoa, Chordata, Actinopteri, Pleuronectiformes, Scophthalmidae. The transcript is spliced from 32 exons. Gene Ontology annotation, molecular function: small GTPase binding; transmembrane transporter binding. Bases 1 to 4890 code for a protein of 1629 amino acids. The record is from RefSeq and is a predicted model, not a curated record. Gene Ontology annotation, cellular component: presynaptic membrane; cytoskeleton of presynaptic active zone.